AGCGAACAAAUCAUAGAGAAUCUGCAAGCACUAGGGACCAUGACGACUACUUCAUCGAAGCGUAGCAUUACAGAGAGCGAAGAUAGUUCCCUGUCAGACUCAGCAUCAGGAGGCGGAGAUGAAAAAACGAUCCCAUUUUUAAGACGUCUACGGGAUAUGCUGCUGGAGAACGACGACGUAAUUUCCUUUUCUCCUGGGUAUCUUAGCGACGGAAAAAGGGUUUUGGGACGUCUUAUUGUACACGAUCGACUGACAGUAGAGGCGAAAGUGUUGCCACGAUAUUUCAACCACUCCUCUUUUGCGUCGCUACGCCGGCAAUUGAACUAUUUCAGUUUCGUAAGAGUUGGCAAGGGUCGUCAAAGGGAAUCGACUUACAUCAAUGAAGAUGUUGUAGAUCUCAACGACAUUCUGCAUCUCAAACGUCGUCCCGCAUCCGCUGGGCUUGCGAUAAAUACCGCGAUAGUUACGCAACAUUUGGAAACUGAUCUUGGCUCCAUGGAAAGCAGAUAUGUGGACUCGAUCGUGCCCGUCGUGCACUUGAAACCACAUUAUCUUGGUAGCACCGCUCCUGUCAAGAAGCAUGCCAAACGUCAGCGGCUAACACCGAAGCUUCUUCGCUGUGACCGUUCUUCACCUCCUGCAACGUCAUCAUUAAACAACUUUGUCAGUGAAGACGAGCACUCGGAAACAAAGCGCCAUUACAUUGCUCUGGAUCUAACCAAGUCUUCAUUGGUCUCCAGAGUGGAUGAAGACGAUGUGUUGGCCGGUUGCAGUGCCCUGCUAGGCUUGGCCCGAAGGUCUUGGGAGUAGGAAUCUGGUUUUUGAAGGGAGAAGCACCUUCUUUCGUUUUUGAUGAAAGCAUUGACAAUGUUUCUUUGUAUUGUAUAUUGUCAUAAUCGAAGUAAAUUCAUGCUUGUACACUGGUU
Messenger RNA from Phaeodactylum tricornutum CCAP 1055/1, 926 nucleotides. RefSeq lists its product with no specific name. The coding region runs from base 40 to 810 and encodes 256 amino acids. Gene Ontology annotation, molecular function: DNA-binding transcription factor activity; sequence-specific DNA binding. Gene Ontology annotation, biological process: regulation of DNA-templated transcription. The record is from RefSeq and is a predicted model, not a curated record. The transcript has 3 exons. NCBI's taxonomy places the organism in Eukaryota, Bacillariophyta, Bacillariophyceae, Surirellales, Neidiaceae.